UACCUUCUACAAUCACGUGUAGUUCAGCUUGCGUUGAAAGAUCAUCACCAAAUGGCAGACCGUGGAUCAGCCGGUGGUGGACGAGGAGGGCGCGGAGGGUUUGGCAGGGGAGGCGGCCGCGGGGGUCGUAGAGGUCGCGGGAGGGGCAGGGGAAGAGGGAAACCGGAGGAGAAAGAGUGGAUUCCUGUGACAAAGUUGGGUCGACUGGUAAAGGACAACAAGAUCAAGAAGCUGGAAGACAUCUACCUCUUCUCGCUGCCCAUCAAAGAGGCAGAGAUCAUCGACCACUUCAUUGGUCCGGCACUGAAGGACGAGGUGCUCAAGAUCAUGCCUGUCCAGAAACAGACGCGAGCCGGGCAGAGGACGCGUUUCAAGGCGUUUGUGGCCAUGGGCGACUACAGUGGGCACGUGGGGCUGGGGGUGAAGUGUUCCAAGGAGGUUGCGACAGCCAUCCGUGGAGCUAUCACUCUCGCCAAGCUCUCCAUAAUCCCUGUUCGCCAGGGAUACUGGGGGAACAAGAUUGGAGACACACACACUGUACCCUGCAAGGCUAGUAUAUUCACAGCUACUACUUUGUAAAGAGAGUUCUCUCAUUUUCCUUUCGUAUGUUUGUGUGUGUGUGUUUGCAGGUGACAGGGAAGUGUGGUAGUGUGUUGGUGCGUCUCAUCCCUGCUCCGCGUGGAACGGGGAUCGUUGCUGCAUCAGUCCCCAAGAAGCUCCUGCAGAUGGCUGGAGUCCAGGACUGCUACACCAGUGCCCGCGGACAGACUGCCACUCUCGGAAACUUCGCUAAAGCCACUUUUGCUGCCAUCACCAACACCUAUACCUACCUGACCCCUGACCUCUGGACGGACAUGAAGCUGACUAGGCCGCCGUAUCAGGAGCACACGGAUUUCCUGGCCAUGACUCAGAAACAGCAGAUACAACCCAGGCCCGCCGAGUAA
Geodia barretti is the source of this 944-nucleotide messenger RNA. NCBI's taxonomy places the organism in Eukaryota, Metazoa, Porifera, Demospongiae, Tetractinellida, Geodiidae. The record is from the annotation of a GenBank genome assembly.